Messenger RNA from Spirometra erinaceieuropaei, 8576 nucleotides. Lineage: Eukaryota; Metazoa; Platyhelminthes; Cestoda; Diphyllobothriidea; Diphyllobothriidae. The record is from the annotation of a GenBank genome assembly.
AUGGACAAGGUUCAGCACGUAAGUGAUUCAGGACCCAGUAGGAAAUCCACAGUUUAGAAAUGCGCGGGUCAUUACUGAGAAUGGGUUUCGCCGGUCUCGUCCUCGCAGGUAUUGUUGGGGCUGUCUUGGGUAUGCCGCUCCCAAGAAAUACAGUGUGGUCUGGGGCUUAGUUUCAGGACGGGCCGGUUAUAUAUUUCAGAGUUAUCGCAGGAUUGAUCGAUGAAUGUCACUUCCAAAUCGCUGAGUUCAAGGAAACAGAGUGCUCAUCAGGAAAUCGGCAGUUUACUCGUGAGUUUUUGGGUUGUCAACAGCAAUUAUCAUCAUCAGGCGAAGUGACUGGGAACGUGGUUCGCCCGUCAGGAAAUUCAGGGCAGGCAGACCAUGGUCGAAUGACUGUGUAUUUGUUGAAUCGCAUUACUUAUGCCAGCCGUUAUCUUUUUUCCCAACGACAUGCUCACUGACACAUCUCCGGCCUCUGUGCCUACCAACAGGUCAUCGCCACAAUCGAGGCCCGCGCCAAAACUGCCGAUAUUUUUCCCUCCACCACCACCGCCGCCUCCAGAGAGGCGCACAGAAUGGGUCCUCGGAGCCUCCUACGUGGCAGUGCAGGAGACGUCCACGUUGGCAGCCGUACAACGACUGAUGACCGGGCAGACUUUCUGGCUAGUCCCUUCUACGACCUCCUCUUCGCCUUCUACGUGCAUCGCUCCCGGUUCCGCUCCGCUGCCGAAGUCUGCUUUGAACAAGCCCUCCGACUUGCCGAAGAGAUUAGCGACCGUGGCAUUGCUGAUACAGGCAAACGCGGUCAAUUAGGCGGUGCCAGGGUGCUGGCAUUGUUACAGCAGCAGGCGCUUUGCCUGUCCAAUACAGUCAACCUACUGCAACUGGUCCCGCCUGAGGACCAGUGGCUCAUCCAGCCCGCUUCAAUUGCCGGUUUUAUUCAGGCAGAUGAGGAGGAGGAAGAAGCGGAGGAGGUAGGAACCUUUGGUGUGGUUGUAUGUCCGCCUACGUAUUCACAUUUGCUGCUAGCACAUGUUCAAAGCGAGCCAGACUCGGUCCUUCGGAGUCUGCAGUCCUGGCUGCUCGCACUCAUGUAUCUGUGGGCGGCUUUUCCCUACAAAUACUCCGGACGAGUGACUCCACGGCCUUUUUUUGUGGGGCGGGGUCGUUAGGACGAUGUUUGGCCGCCUCGUCUGUAAUCUUUGGUAUAUGCUUGAAAAACCUCAUGUAGGUAGAUCUCAGAGGUCACACUUUUUGACCUCCACUUAGAAUAGCACUCCUUAUCGGCCGGAUCUGUCUUCUCCAGGUUCCAGUCAGGCGGUACUUUUUAACUUGUAUUGCUCAUAAGAAAUAAUGACCCCAUUCCCUCAGGCGCGUCGUCCCCGUAGUUACUUGCGUUAUUGAGUUCGUUGUGUGUAAAUGUGAAAUUUAACUUUCAUUUUCCAGGCACAAUUUGACCAGAACAGUGUAGGGCUGAAACGAUUGAAAUUUACGUCCGUAGGCAGGUGAUUAAGAGAGAUGAUCUAAUGAUGGCACCAGCGGAUCUUGGUAGUUUACACGUCAACCUCCGAUCGAUAGUCCGUCGUGCUGGUUAGGCGUAGAGAUGGGCUUGGUUUUCCCAGUGGCUUUCAGCCAGUUCUUUUGCAAACAUCAAAUCUGAAAAGCCGCAUUUUGUUAGUUGAAAGACUUUUCAUUGCCUGGUUCCUCCUUUACCUCACCGUUCUUUGUUUUGUGGUCGACGAUCGACUCGCGCUGUUUUUUUAGGUGAAUUUCCCGGCCACUGAGAACGAGGAAGGAGACAGCAGCAUCUUCGACGACUGGGCAUUUGAGCCGGAGAUGGGCGCAGUAGAAGAAGAAGAAGAAGUUGAGGGCUAUGUCGACGCCAUAGGUAAUGGAGCCAAGGGCGACGCGCCCGGCAGUGUCUCUGACUGCGUGUUAGCGCGUCAGGCGAAAGGCAGGCGCAUCCUCACUCUGGCCGACAUUCAACGCCAGUAUGUCUUCCUGCGGGCCCGCCUUCGACUGGCACAGGUCUCCUGGGAGCAGGGCAUGCUGCGCGUUGGCUCCACCUCUCUUGCGGAGCUCUAUCAAGCUCUCACCAGUUCUGGCCUCUUCCACGUACGUUCUCCCUCCCCCCUCCCCCGCUUCUCAGCCUCCACAGCCCCCCCCCCUUAUACUUGCGCCUUUUUUUAUUUGCUCUCUGUAGGAGGCUUUUCGUCUGAUGAGCUCCUUCAGCCUUGACCCGAAAGUCCUAGUUAGUGCGGUAGCAAGCCGCUGUGCUACUCUGGCUCAGCAUAAACUGGCCGCCAAUAAAGCGUCGGUGUUGCUUGGCAACGACGCGCUGCCAUCCAGUCUACCGGCGUUGGCUAGCUCGACGUCGCCGCUGGCAUUGGAGCAGUGUCUCGUGCUGCAGUCAUUAACGGCGCUUAUCGACGCAUUUCCCGAGCAGGCGGAGGCAACUGCGGAGACUGCUGACGAGAAUUGGACCGGCGGCCAUACACUUUCCAGGUUAAACUUCUUGAUUUUCAUUCAGACCUCCUACCUUCAUUCGGGGCAGCUGAGCUAUUUUACUUACCCAUGCCAGGUGCAGUCAAGAAGUUGGAAUGGACUGAUCCAACCUUAGAUUCUCUAUGGUGGGUUUCUUCGGUCCUAAUGACUGAGUUGGAAUCCAGUCUUUAUUGAGCCAGUGCGCACAGGCAGCUAAUAGCGAACUCCCAUGGCAAUCUCAGGAUGGAGGCGGUUGCUGGUCGAAUGUUUCGCGUAGUGUGUAUAUGUGUGGUCUGCACAGCUCAUUGUCCCCAGAACGAGUCAGUCUGGCUCACGGCACGCGUUUAUCGGGCUGUGCAGAUUCCCCGCAAGAUAACGCCUACUACCGUGCAUGCGUGUGGCCGCACGUCUUGACGUACAGUUAAUGUGCUAUCACAUGAAAUUUUAACAGAAAUUGUGAACUGCGUCUUCCGUUCGAAAAGAUUACUUAAGUAGGAUUGUAAUACUAAUUAGACUGCAGGUCACCAAACCUUGAAACAAGUAAGGCGAUAUCAUCGGCAUAGUCGAGAUGUCACGGGUGAACGAGGUCGCUGGGAAGACCAAAGUGUUUUCAAGCUGCAUCCCUGACCAGGAGAAGGCACAUCUCGGGAUUGAUGGCUGUCAACUUGAAGAAGUAGACAGUUUUAAAUACCCUGGGGCGAGGCUGCUGCCUAAUGGACAGAGUAAGGACGACAUUGUCUCCCGAAUCGAUGCUGCCCGCUGGGUUUUUUCAAGCCUUCGGAAAUGCCUGUGGAACCGACGUGACCUCUCCAUCGCUACAAAAAGUCGCGUGUACCGUGCAUUUGUCCGGUCUGUCCUUCUCUACGGUUGUGAAUGCUGGGCUUUGCGCGUGGAGGACGAGCGAAAGCUGGAGGUAUUUGACCACCACUUCUUGAGGACCAUCCUUCGAGUGAAGUUCACCGACUUCGUCUCAAAUGAGACAGUCCACGCUCGCUACGACAACAUCGCAAGGCUAACUCAGGCCAUCCGAGAAAGACGACUGAAGUGGUUCGGGUAUGUUUUUCGUCGUCCACCUCAUUAGCUCAGUGUUACUGCCCUCGAUCCGGCACCGCUACCCCAUUGGAGGCAUCGAAGAGGCGGUCAGUUCAAAACCUGGCUCGACACAGUUCGUCAAGACAUGGAGGUUGUUCUUGGACCUUCGGUAUUUGGUCUCCGUCGUUGACGAAGGGGAUGGGUUGAGCUGUCCAGAUCUGCUGCCGCGGGUCGUCACGUGUGGAGAGGUACAGUUCGGGACAUCAUCGAGGCCGGCUAGAUCAGGCAUGAUCGCAGCUGUAUCAAGUACAAGUAGUACAUUAAUUCAAAUGGGUUCCGUAAGCUAUGUAGCGCAAUUCUGUAUCGAGUCGGCCUAAACUCUUCUGCCAGUCACUUUGCAAUUGCAUGAUAGGGUGGAUUACUCAGGUUUUAUAUCGGUUCGCAUCGGAGGGUCUGGUUUAUGAAUCUUUGACAAGCCACAUAUCCUAUGGGUCUUGCUCCUUGGGUUUUAAGAGCCUCGGAUUCUUGUUCACUAAGAAACUCUCUCUCUCUCUCUCUUCCAGUUUCUUAAGCCACUUUGUAUGUUGGACCUCUAUGCUUUCGGCUUGGUCUUUGUUUUGCGUCGCUCUUUUGAGCUGAGUGUCACCGGCCAGGAUUGGUCCCAUUUUUUGAAAGUAAACACCUUUAUUCAUUAGAGCGAAACCGGAACCUUUGUCCUGUUUGGUGACGAAUAUUUCCUUGUUUUGACAUAAUUCCUUGCGCUUCUCUAGAUGUUCUUUGGUAAUAUGCCCGAUUCUUGGUAGCUUUUUUUAAAGUAUUCGUAGCAACUAUUCUUAUCCUACUUAAGCAUCGUAGACGUUUCCCAUUUAUUUCCCAGGCCCUUGCAAGUUCAAAUAUAUUUUAUGGAAAACAUGCACAAAAAUAUGCUUUCUUCUACUCAUUUGGCAGCAAAUUACGUCUUCAGAUUUUGUACUUGAAGAGAAAGUACCUCUUGGUUUUCUAAUUAUGUGAUUUCUUAAGACCUUGAAAUGCCCGAAAACACAGCACCGCAUCAUCACAUUUAUUCAUGUCGUUUAUAACGUAGUCCACAUUCAUAUCAAGAAUUGAUUAACCCUGUUUGUCUUCUUCAUAACAACGCAUAGAAAUGUAUGGUUGUCCUUGCACGAGAAGUAUACAACUUGUGGUUCGACGACUCUGAAUGCAAGUGCAGCGGCAGGUGGGACAAAGAUUUGGCGAGGGGUGGUUCUGCAGCCCCACUUGAUUGAUACCGUAUGGUUAGUCUACUAAAAAAAACUUUAGUUAACAUCCNAUGGCCACUGCGGUUGAACCGACGGAGUUCCGCACCGUUGGAACAAUUCCAUUAUAUCUGGGUUAUUGUUGGGGUUCGCACACGAGUAUAUUUUACCCUUUCUGGAAUUAUGCGCAGGUCUACCGUUAUGACUUGGGCGGGGCUUACCUAUUCCCAUGUCCUGUUUAGGGGCCCACAAAGUCAGUCCUACCGGUUCUGUUUUACUGUGGCCCUCUUGGCACCCACACGCACCUAAAAUCCGAGCCACCCCCACAGUAGUCUGGCACGUUUGCGGUGGGGACCAGAUCGUGCGUGGCAGGUAUAUAUGGGCUGUUUAACUUUUCCAACCUUUUUGGUCCGCACUCACUUCGUCUCACCUUAACACCAUCUUGCCAUCGAAUCAAAGUGGAUAGAGGAGGAGAGAGUUCGGCAGAUGCGACGCAGGUUUGCCUCAUUGCCAUUUACUUCACGCGCAGGCCACCAGUGCUGCGCCCACUCCGUGGGGUGCGCAGCGAAGCUUGUCGCUCGUGACGGUGAUCAAAUCAUCGUUGGUGCGCGUAGUCAAAACGGCCGUCAAGUGUGCGCUGUUGAACCAGUCUUCGGGUGGCCUCGUGGCAGGUGGCCGACGCAUGCAUCUGCCGUUGUGCGUGGGCAGGGGAGUUGAAGUAGCAUGACAACUACAGUGCGCCUGCGCAAUUUGUAGCUUCAUGGGUUUGCGCCGCCGCUUAACACACGCGCACGCGCUUAUUCAGCUGGAAAUCUAUUAAACUAUGACAUUCGGACGGGGUCGCCUUUGUCAUUACCACGCUCUCAGUGUAGGCCAACUCCUAGCAGGCUGGCCGGCUACUUGUUUGCAACUUGUGCCGUUUCCCUGUCUAGUGAUCUUCUCACACUGUACUGGGGUCUUCUGAGAAUUCUCCUGACCAACCUGGACGGUGCGGCUGCAAGACGCAAAGGCGUUGGCGCCGUCUGGGACCUAGCACUGACGGCCUUGCGCAUCCUUCUCGCCUCGGAACCGCAGCCCGUGCAGAUUCCCGGUUGGCUGACUCAACUGCUCCUCCGUGACCCCUUCACGGCGUCAGGAAAGGCCGUGACCACCACCGCGUCGGACACUCGUCCUCUGCCCUCCGCUGUGACACCGUACUUACGUCUGCUGUUGAAGUUUGGCCGACUGCAAGAGGCCUACAGGCUCUCCUGUGACAUCCUCGCCUCCGCUUUGGGGCCCGAGGCGGUGCCCCUCUUCUCCUCGGUCAAGACAGUAAGUUGUUUGGCCUCUUCGUACGUAAUGCAGACUUUCAUGGUCUUGCCUCCCCGAACUCCUCUCUCGCCUCUCCAGUUGUUUUAGGUAGGGCUUGAAAUUCUGACACAUGUUCAUGCGAGAAAUGAGACUGUUGUGGUUGGCUAAUCUAGUUCAGUAUGCACUCGACCUUCUCCGAAGUCAGCGCAAGUUCGAUUGUUGUUAGGGGAUCCCUGUGUGGUUCAAGUAUGGUCGCUAAGACACAUGACUCCUUUCGCUCGUUAAUGCCGAUCAGUCUCUUUUGGCACCGCCUCAACUGGACUGGACGUGGGAAAACUAAGACCCCAACAGAGUAGCCGAGCACACUGGCUGUGGUCCAGAUAUCAAUACUGACUUCAUUGUGCUUGGUACAAGGCCACCUUCCGCUGUCUCGGAAUUUUAGUGACACUGGUUUACGGUUGUGAGGUUUGGAGGUCAAAUGUUCGAUAGGAUGGGUAAAACCUCGGUGCGGGAGAGGCUAAGGCACACCAAGGAGCAUCAAUACCCGCGAAACGACUAUGCCUGGCUUUUCACAUAAAAUUGCGGAUAUACGCACUUGUUGAACAACCGAUGUAGUGUAUAUAUGUUAUAUUUUCUGGUACUAGAAUUCUGCUAUUUUGUCCGGUGUCGACCGCCUUAUUCAUGUUGCGCCUCCUACGUUGAACGCAACUGAUCAGUAAGGAUUCCGUGGAGGAGCGAUGAGGUUGCAGCUGUUUGCGUAGACGAUCCUCCCCAGCAUGUUCCGUAUUGUCCUCACCUCAGCAUCCGUCCAACUCUCUCUUCCGCGCUUGCUUUCCUACUUUUGUGUCUGCAGGCACAAUCGCUCCUUCAAUAGGUGACCUAGCUGAUGAAAGGUGUCCAAAUCUGCGAGUGAUUGCUAAUCACCCUCAAACCGGCGCAAAUACAUGGACCCAAUAUUUAUAUUAAUAAAGAACAACUUUAAGGGAAUUGAAAACAUAAAAUAAGUAUUAAAGUUGGUAUUGCGUUGUUCAGAAAUAUUAUUUUUUUAGAAAAGAAAAAAAUUCGGAAACGGCAAAAAAUGGUCGUGAGUAAACUUCAGUUUUAGGUUUACGGAGGCCUUAUCCAUGCAAAAGAUCGACUAAAUAAACCAGUACAAAUAGAGUAACGUUAACCAAUAGUCUUUUAGUGAAGUUUAAAAUCAAAUAUCCUUUAAGAAUUCGUGUAAUGUCAGGUAUGGCGGUUCGCCAACCACCUUCAUUCUGAGUUUAGACUCCAAAUCGACCGCCCAUAAAGGCAGAUUCCGUAUUAUAUGUUUGUUAAAGCCUUCAAAAUAUGAUAUUUCUCGAAGACAUUAACCAAAGUAGUGAGUGUUUGCGUGUUUUUUUAUGUAGAUGGUCGUUUGGGUUACAUUUGAAGGCACACUAACGUUAAGCCUCAUUUUCGAAAUAAAAUGAACGUCCACAACGAAAAUCAACAACAAAUAUGCGUUUGAUCAAUUGGAAAUCUUCAUCCAAUAAACCAAGAAAAAUACUGCUACUUUUGGUUGUUUCUUCCAAGUUGUUAAAAAAUACUGCAAGUGUUUAUGCCGCAACUGAAGGAACAUUUUUGCUACUUUUGCUCGCUUGUGGGCUCCGUUCUACUAUUAUAAAUACUGGUAUUUUGCUAAAACCGUUAAUAUUAACCUCGUUCCAUUUCUAAAUUACGUAUGUGCAGAAACUAGGCUGCACGAAAAGUAACGUUCCACAUCCGCGGAAUUGAAAACUAAAAUUGGAUGAUAGUCUUUUUGAUCUCAUCUCGUGAUAUUUUCCAAAUGGCGAAAAACUUUCUGUCCAUUUAGACCAGGGUUUGCCUGUUUGCGUUAUUACUGCACUUGAUGGCACGACGUUGCACAGAUUUGCGUCCAGUUUUCUAAAAAAAAAACCGAUCGCCAUGAUCAGCAUUAAACGAGAAAUCUAUUUUACAAGUGCGGUAAGCCCUGUUUAGUUGAACUUUCAAGGGUAAAUUACUCUUCUCUUAAAGAAAAACACGCUCAGAUGUGGGAACGAAGUCCAGGACAGGUGUUAGCCUGGGGAGUUGCGCGAAUAUAUCUCAAUGUGCAUUAUCGCUCGAAUUUACGAAUGUUUUGCUUGGACACAUUUUCUGUACAAGAAUGACCACCUACUGGAAGGGGCUGGGCAAGUGAGAGAAAUGCACAACGUUUAAGAUGUCUAAAAACUCUCAUCUCAGUUUCCGUCAUCACGUUUUAUGCGUUAUGUCACGUACUGUACAUCAGAAUGUACCUAUGCCCAAUGCUGUUUCCUUGAUUGCUAUGCGUAUUCUUUGUUUACCUUGCAGACUAAUCUCAAUCAGCUGAAAAUCGACAUUCAGGCCUUCCCUCAUCGCGUUACCUCUGCGGCUUUCUGCCUACCUCACAGUCUCCUGCUUCACCUACUCGCAGAGCUUGACCGUGCAGCGAAAAAUUCGUCCGUCCAUACUGCGGUGCGUUACCCCUGCUUCGGUUUCUGUUUCCCCUUCGCCCCCUGUCUUCAUAAAUAA